This is a messenger RNA of Menidia menidia (Atlantic silverside), 2484 nucleotides long. The record is from the annotation of a GenBank genome assembly. Lineage: Eukaryota; Metazoa; Chordata; Actinopteri; Atheriniformes; Atherinopsidae.
CGCUUGGCGUCGCCUUUUUAUUUUGAAACCGGAGAGCAGACCGGAAGUCUUCCGUUCGUUUCUCUGAACUGCUCGCUUGACGACAUGCGCAACAGUUCCAGCCGCUGUAGUCCAGGCAGCGCUUGUUUAGGCUGCCAGCACGCGCACCCCCUCCUCCUCCUCUGUACCACACAGCAUCUUAUUCCAUUGAAAACAAGAACCGCCCGAUCCUCUGGAUCCCGAGGCCAUCAUUCACAGGUUAGUAAAACACUGACCAGGUGGGUCUCCAGGGGGAGUGGAAUAUCAAUAACCAUGGCACACAGUAAUCUGAGAUCAACAUCCUCGUCUCCUUCUCAUGACGAUGUCAACUUGGGACCUUCCGCCAACCCGCAUGCAAGACCCACUGACUUUGACUUCUUGGCUGUCAUUGGUAAAGGGACCUUUGGAAAGGUCCUGCUCGCCAAGCUCAAAGCCGACAGCAAAUUCUACGCCGUCAAAGUGCUGCAGAAAAAAAUCAUCCUCAAGAAAAAAGAGCAAAAGAACAUUAUGGCUGAGAGGAAUGUGUUACUGAAGAGCCUAAAACACCCAUUUCUGGUUCGGCUCCACUAUUCCUUCCAGACGUCAGAGAAGCUCUACUUUGUUCUCGACUACGUUAAUGGUGGAGAGCUGUUCUUCCACCUGCAGAGGGAGAGGUGUUUCCCGGAGCCCAGGGCAAGGUUCUACAUAUCUGAAGUUGCAAGUGCUAUCGGCUAUCUUCACUCUCUUAACAUUGUCUACAGAGAUCUGAAGCCAGAAAACAUUCUUUUGGACUCGCAGGGCCAUGUGGUGCUGACAGAUUUUGGCCUGUGCAAAGAGGGUGUGGAGCCAGAGGGGACCACCUCCACUUUCUGCGGCACUCCAGAAUAUUUGGCACCAGAGGUUCUUCGUAAGGAGCCAUACGACAGGACUGUGGACUGGUGGUGUCUGGGGGCAGUUCUUUACGAAAUGAUAUUCAGCCUGCCUCCUUUCUACAGUCGGGAUGUUGGUGAAAUGUAUGACGGCAUCCUCCACAAGCCGCUUCCACUGCCUCCGGGGAAAUCGGAAAAGGUUUGCUCCCUGCUGGUGGGUCUGCUACAGAAAGACCAGCACAGACGUCUCGGGGCCAUUGCUGACUUUCUAGAAAUCAAGAACCACCCGUUUUUUACUCCAAUCAACUGGGAUGACCUUUAUCACAAGAGGAUCACUCCUCCUUUCAACCCCAAUGUGAGAGGCCCAGCUGAUACUCAGCAUAUCGAUCCGGAGUUCACCAGGGAAAUGGUUCCUAACUCUGUGAGUCGAACCCCAGAGUUUAACGCCAGCACCAGCUCCAACAACGCCUUUAAUGGGUUCUCUUAUGUCGCCAACGAGGACAGCUUCCUGUGAACAGAGAGAUUCCCAUUUUUUGUUCUGUUCAGAUUUAAAAAAUACAACAUCUCCCCACACGACACAGCCAGAAUGCCUCUUAGCAUUGUGCAGAGCGGGAAUUUUCUUUGUUAGGGAGUUGUUCAAAUUUAAGAUUAUUUUUAUAUGCAGUACAAAUGAUCUUCAUGACAUUUGUUUUCAGAUAACUGAACAAAAAAACAAUUCUGGAUUCAAGUGGUUAUUUGCUUUGUAGUCUUUUAUGUACAUACUUUAUUACAUAAAGAUCAAGAUUGUGUAUGUACAGAUAUUGUUUCUCAGUAAAUGUAACCACACAAUUAGUGUAACAAAGACCGAUACUCAUAACCCGAGAAAAGAAAAAGCGUUGGUGCUCUGACUGCAAUGAUUUUCUUUCUAACAUAAGUUUUUAUGCUUCUGUCAUGCCUGUGUAUUGUUAAAACAGAACAUUGCUGAGAUGAUGGGCAGGCUCUGCUGGUAUUUACCUAUUAAUUAUUUUUCGACCAAAACCAUUAGAAGAUGGAGUUGGACGUGCUAAAGACAUAAUCUGUGAGUUACAUCCCUGAUGUGAAACAAUGACUUUAAGUCAUUAAAACAGUGAUCGUGUUCAUGUGCUAAAUGUCGAAACUCAUUUGCCAAGAUGCUGUUCAAAUGUAAUGUUAAAAACUUAUUUCAUGUUGCAGUCAUCUACUACAGUGUUCACAUUAUUCAUGGUUAUUAUGUGGACUAUAGGUUGUCUUUUCUGUAUUGUAAUUGAGAAAGGUUUAAAGAAAUCUCUCCAUAUAAUUAUUUUGUUUGUAAAUAGCAGACUGAUUUAUUAAAAUGUACAAGAGCAAAAUAGAGAUUGUUUUAGUAUGACAACACUAUACCCAACAUGGAAGUACAGAGUUGAUACUUUUGUAAAAAGGUUAAUAGAUUAUGCUUGUGUAAAACUAUAAAUUCUGCCUUGGGUACUAAGCUUUGUGACGGAUGGUGCUAUGUUUGGAAAGUGAUGGGUGAUGCAGUCACAAGUUAAAUUUUUGUAAUCUAAAUCAGAGAUGAAUGUAUAUUAUUAUUUGUACCACCAAUAUUAAAUAAUUUAUCUCAAAAUCUUAAUGUUACUUGAUUCAG